Symbiodinium sp. CCMP2456 is the source of this 420-nucleotide messenger RNA. NCBI's taxonomy places the organism in Eukaryota, Dinophyceae, Suessiales, Symbiodiniaceae. The record is from the annotation of a GenBank genome assembly.
AUGCAGAGCCUGAACGAGCCUAAUCAGAAAGAAGCGCUCCUGGCGUCCGACGCCCGCCUGGUCCUGGUGGCGCAGAACGUCUUCGGGGUUCCGAUCGUAUACCAGAGAAAGGCUGAGGUGAUGAACUUCUUCCAGGGCUCUGAGCAUGCCGCCGCGGCUCGAGAGUUCCUGUCUGUGGGCGGAGGUGCCUUCAUGAUCGAGGUCCCGCACGGCAUGCCCCACCCGCGCAUGGGAAUCCUGAUCUUCGAGGUGAAUCCCGACGGCAAGAUCCAGAACAUCAAGGUCUGGACGAGAGAUCUGCGGGACGACACCGCUGACUUGAACGACAGCGGCUUGACUGGCGUCGCAAGCCUGACGCAGCUCAGGGGCCUUGCAGAAGUGUUCAGUUCGUGUAGACUCCAGGCUUUUGCAAAAUCAUAA